Molecule: messenger RNA, 1437 nt
Organism: Vigna radiata var. radiata (mung bean)
Lineage: Eukaryota; Viridiplantae; Streptophyta; Magnoliopsida; Fabales; Fabaceae
Exons: 7
Coding region: 134-988 (284 amino acids)
Source: RefSeq, a predicted model, not a curated record
UCCUAAUCAAUAUGACUCCCAGGCAUUUGGGAGAUCUUGCAAUACUUUGAUAAACUCUGUUUUUCCUCAUAAGAAGGAGAAACUAAUACUGGGAAACUGAUACAGAGAGGAAACAAGAAGAGAAGGUGACGUAAUGAGUUUGAUUAACGCAAUGCUCGAUCUUAAAAGAGUUCUCGAGUUCGAGAAGGAAAAUUUGACACCUGCGGAAAAUAAUAUUCUUAACUCGCUCGACAGGGAAUCUGUGAAGGAUUUUAUUGUUUAUACACUUGCUGGGUGUACAGCUGCGUGUAUUGCAACUCGGAAUAUCAGUAAAGCAAAAAUAUUUCAAGUCAACCUUCCAGGCAUAACUAUGAAUUUCGGUAUACCAUUUCGAGUCUACGUUUCAUCUGUAGCUGGUCUUUCGUCUGGACUUACCCUAGCUCAAAGAAGCUUUUAUCCGAGUGCAGAUCAGGUUCUUACACUCGAUGGCAGCGUACUGCAGAAGGAGUUAACGAAUAUAAUGAUGACAAAAUACCAGAAUGAUCCCUCCGUGAUGCAGCUUCUAUCUAAGCAUUUUUAUUUGGAGAGGGUUUUUGCUGAUUCGAGUAAUAAUCCUAAAUUAAUAUGGAGAGACCGGAAUUUCUUUAGCGAGGCAGUCCGUGGUCAUAGGACACAUGAUCAAGUCUCUUAUUGUAAAUCCAAAGACCAUUCUUGUAAUGAUUCUAAUGAUAAAUCCCAAGGCAGGUCUGAAAAUGUCACCAACAACAAAAAUCCAAAUCUUGAGACGAAGCAUACUUUUAUAAACGCAGGUCCUGAUACGACGUGGGAAUCAGACCCACUGGAUCGUGUAUUUGGUUAUACUCAUCCUUUGGAAGACCCUGUUCAUUCUGAUUCCCCCAAUAAACAACCUUCAGGAACACCAAAUCGGGUUAGAAGAAGAUCUCGCCGUUUGCGUCGGAUGCGGAAUCAUGAUGACCUUUCCAACUCUGAGCCUACAGCAGCUGUUUAGAACAAUCACCCUUCAAUGUUAUCAUUUACUAUCUCACAGGAACACUUUAUUAAUUGGAACCUAAAACUCUAUUAGCUUUAAUUUCGUAAAUAAUUAGAGGUAAAAAAAUUUAACUUGCCAUGCACAUUAUUUGCUUUUCAUGAAGCUUGUUGCUAAAGACAAGAAUCGCUGAAUUGUGGAAACACUAUAGGCCUGAUAUUGGUGGAGUAAGACCUGUUUGUUUUCAACCAUUCAACCAAAGAUGGCAAGCCUAUCAUUUAAAAUUAAUCUCAAGUUUUAACAUAUUAUCCAUGUUUAUAAUUUUAGUUAAUAUUGUCAAGUCAAUUGGACAUCUUUACAACCAUUUUCAGAUCAAAGAUUUUGACAAACUUAAAUAUUUAUUGGGUAUUGAGAUGACACAAUUCAAUGAUGGUAUUGUUAUAUCUCAAAAGAAAUAUAUAUGGGAUAUU